Messenger RNA from Mya arenaria, 1982 nucleotides. RefSeq names its product vitamin D3 receptor B-like. Lineage: Eukaryota; Metazoa; Mollusca; Bivalvia; Myida; Myidae. Gene Ontology annotation, biological process: regulation of DNA-templated transcription. The record is from RefSeq and is a predicted model, not a curated record. Gene Ontology annotation, molecular function: sequence-specific DNA binding; zinc ion binding; DNA-binding transcription factor activity. The coding region runs from base 190 to 1650 and encodes 486 amino acids. The transcript has 2 exons.
GAAAAUAUUUAUAUUUUGCUAUGAACGCUUUCAUACCGUCUGGUUAAGUUAUGGGUACGUACAAAAGAUGGUGUAAUACAAGGGAUUACAAUUAUUAAAACCAUCACGCCGUUUGUUUUUCUUAUGUAUAGAUUUUUAAAAAUUGACAUUGAAAGAACCGGACUUUUCCAUGACAGUGUCGGGUAAGAUAUGUACCGUGAUUCGACCUUGAAAACCGGGAAAGUUCCUGCGUUACAUAACGAUCAUUGCGAGGGAGCCGGGACAAUGCUGCCGUUGACCGACAUCUAUGGCUCAGAUGUGUGUAGAACGGAAAAUGUGUAUCAAAGGCAAACCGAAGAACAUUCACCAACCGAUGGUUGCAUUAAAGGGGAUGAUGCUCGGCCAAAUCGAGAAACCUCCAAGCUUACGUUUCCACCUUGUUAUGUGUGCGGUGCCAAGGCAUGUGGUUGCCAUUAUGGCGUCAUUUCAUGCGCGCCAUGCAAAGCGUUUUUCAGGAGGCACUUGUUAAGAAAAGACGAUUACACUUGUAAAAAGGGAGGUAAUUGUGUCAUAAGUGAUAAGCAGAAGGGAUACUGUAAAGGUUGCAGGUUAAAGAAAUGCAAAGAGGAAGGGAUGUCAAAGGAAAAAUCGAGUAUAGGUAGAUACAAACUGUCCAAGCGGACAGAAACCAUAAUUAAGGCAAAGUCCUUGACAGAUGCAGACAAACAGGUUGAGAAAGAUGGUGAUGAAGAAGAACAAUAUAAAAACCAUGAAGUUGACAUGAAUUUAGAUGCAGCGCUAGAUAUUAUCUGCUUAAAAUUGUCUAGUUGUAACAUAGAGUCUGAAAAGCCGAAAGAGUUUACUGAUGAAGUAGUGAAAAACAUGGUGGAACUAUUAGAUAAAAUGCGUUUCUAUAGUGCGGGUAAUAUAAAGGAUGAAGAUAUGCCAAAAGCUCUUGAAUAUGCGGCAGAAAACCAUAAACGGAGAACAGAACUGUUCGGAAGUUUGAAGGCAAUUAGUUGGACUGAGUUUACGGAGAUAUACAGGCAGCACGGACUUGAUAUAGAUGGACGGGUAGCUGACAUGGAGUUAAAUGCCCAGGAGUUGGACGGUUGGCUUGAUGGCGCGUGCGACUUUAUUAAAGAAAUUCCACUGUUUUUGUCUUUGCCAGUGCGUGACCAGGUCAAUCUUAUUAAAGCAAGUCUUGAUGAAAUAGAUGUCUUGUUAAAUUUUAGGGAAUUUAGUGCUGAACACAAAAUCUUCAUAAAACCAGGAAGGGUUUAUUGUGAGGAAGACCUAGUAGACAAAUACAUUUCAAAGCGGAACUUUGAUCAAAUGUCACAUUGCCUUGUCAAGCUACAGAAACUCGACCCAAAACCAACUGAACAUGCGUUGAUGUGUGCGUUAGUUGUGUUCUCAGCCGGUAGAUGUAAAAUCUUGAACCCGCAAUUAGUCGAGAAGUGCCAAGCCAUGACAGCCGAUCGUCUGCAACUGGAAGUGAAAAGACAACACGCGGACUCGUCUGGAAGGUUUUCUAAAAUCAUGGACUGCCUUGUCGACACAAGGGGUGUUUCUGACAUGGUUUAUGAUGACUAUGAAGAAUAUUUCACAAACGAGAUUGUGCGAGAGAAGAUGCCAGCUUUUGAGAAACUUCUGCCAGAAAAAGAUUAGGUGUGAGGUUUUGUGAAAGUUGAUGCCCAAAAGGAUAUCCCCUUCACCUUUCCAGCCCGGUCAUAAUUAUAACAGCGAACAUGGAUGUUUGGAAAAAUAACAAUGAUUGAAAAGGCGAAAUAAAACAUUACAGGUUGCAAUUUUUGGUUUUCAAGUCUGGGGCAAUGGGAUGUUUGUUUCGGAUAUAUCUUGUGUAAAAUAUGAAGGUCUUUAUCUGUUUCUCGGAACAAUCUCUAGAAAUCGAAUGAGUGUUUGUUUAUUGUACAUAUACUUGCUUUCCAAAUCUGUUUUAUAUGAUUUGUUUUUCUUUGUUGAAUAAAGCAUUUCUCAUA